AUGAGUGGGUCUGAAACGCUUGAAUUGAGUACUUCACUUAUUUGUGUUGGGUCUUUUGUUUUGAUAGUCUUUAUCAUAUUUACUUAUCAUUAUCUUGAUACUUCAUUCACAAGUUAUUUGUCUUAUUUAUUGAUUCCUCUUCAGGUUAUUGUAACUUCUAUUUUAAUUACUUUAAAUAUAUAUGAGUUUGCGUCAAAAAAGCCAAUGUUCACUGAUCUAGAUGAUAUAAAUUAUGUUAUUAUUGCUAUAACAGUAACAUUAGCCAUAAUUUUUUGUAUUAUUAUUCCGUUUUCAAGUGUAGUAUUAAAUGAUAAACAAAUGGUUAUAAAUGCUUUCAGGGUUACAUUGGCAAUCACCUCAUUUAUAGUACUUUUAUUUAUUAUCAUUCCAUUGGUUAUUAAUGGUAAUAUAUCAGAUCAAAAUGAAUAUUCUUUUGAUUCUAUUUUUGUUAAUCUUGAUAAAGAUGCAAAGCAGAACCUUUACAAACUUUUAAUUCAUAACUCUAACUCAAUUAUUGAAUUAAUUAUAAGUGGAGCUUGUGCAGUAUUUAUGACAAUGACAUUGUUUGGAAGAUUGUUAACUAUAUAUUAUGGUGGUUAUGGGGUAGUUUCAACUGGAGUUGAAACAAUAAGAGGAACCAUUUUUAAUCAACAACUACCUUAUGUAGAGAAAGAAAAACAAUUCCUUUCGGAUUUAAUAAAUUCUCUACAACAACGUUAUACUCAAUACCCAGAGUAUACAAAAAUAAAGUUAGAAAUAUUUCAAAAAAGAUAUGAAACAUUACACUCUCCUAAAAAAUUAACUUCAACUCUCUCAAUAAUUUUUAGAAUUUCAGGUGGUAUUUUAGCGAUUCUUUUUUCUCUGUCUUAUGUAAUUUGUAUUACUGUAAGUUUGUAUGGUUCUAUCUUAUAUUCAGAUUGUGGGUGGAGAUGUGGAUUUAUACCACAAAGAACGGGAGAAAUAUUACCAAUUGAAUACAUUCUCAUCUCAUUAAAACAUCAAAACAUGUUUUUUAUUAGGUUUCUUUUUAUGUUGUUAUUGACUUUCCAUUGUUCAUUUACUGUGUUUCUAGGAAGUCGUCGUUUAACAACAAAAUUUCCAGGAAUUUCCAAGUUUGUUCUUAGAAGAAAGAAAACACUUCCUGGAUCUGUUGUUUUGAUUGUUGCAUUCAUUUGUCUUUCAGCAAUAGGAUUUCUCACUCAAAUUAUUACCCUUUGUCCUAACAUUUUAUUAUAUGGUUCUCAAUAUGACAAUAAUGGUAAUCAUUGUACUAUGGAAUCUACAGAUCAAAAUUGUGUUCCAACUGGAAUUAGCAAAGUAUUAUUUAAAGUUAUUGGAACAGUACCAUAUCUUGGUUUGAUUAUUUAUUUAAUGAACUUGCUUUAUAUUUUGUGUACUUCAAUCUGUACAUUUAAUGAAUUAAUUUUAUUAUUUAAUACUAUAUUUCAUAAAACAGAAAAACUAUUAAAACCUAAUUGA
This is a messenger RNA of Entamoeba dispar SAW760, 1479 nucleotides long. RefSeq lists its product as uncharacterized. Bases 1 to 1479 code for a protein of 492 amino acids. NCBI's taxonomy places the organism in Eukaryota, Evosea, Mastigamoebida, Endamoebidae. Gene Ontology annotation, biological process: protein localization to vacuole. Gene Ontology annotation, cellular component: vacuolar membrane. The transcript has a single exon. The record is from RefSeq and is a predicted model, not a curated record.